Molecule: messenger RNA, 1259 nt
Organism: Rhinichthys klamathensis goyatoka
Lineage: Eukaryota; Metazoa; Chordata; Actinopteri; Cypriniformes; Leuciscidae
Product: interphotoreceptor matrix proteoglycan 2-like
Exons: 11
Coding region: 324-1259 (311 amino acids)
Biological process (GO): visual perception
Molecular function (GO): hyaluronic acid binding; heparin binding
Source: RefSeq, a predicted model, not a curated record
UUUUUCUUAGCACUCUUGGUAAACUUCAGUUCCUCUGGUUACUUCUUAAUGAGCUCCUCUACAGGAUUACUUAACAAGAUUAGAAGAAAGAAAAAGAGAAAAAUCCCUUUCCAUCUGCCUACCUGCCACAGGAUCGCCAGAGUUAUACACCUGCGCUUUGACGACCUAGAUAGUACUUUCUAACAAUAAUAACAUACUGUCAUUACUAUCAGUGGAUACUGUGUAACAGGUAUGCCCAGGUGUUGGAAGCUUUGGUUACAUCGUCCGAAGUGAAUCAGCAACUAUUGCACAACAGCUUAAUUUUCAAGCCACAGGAAGUCACUAUGUGGAAGCUCAUAUGGACCUGCACCUUGUGUUGUUUAAGCUGCAUUUUUGCAAUAGGCCAGCUGGAUAUUACUGCAGAGAAAGCUAAACGGAUUCCCAUGCUUAUGAACACAGAUAAGCGCUCACAAAGAUUGUUUCAAAUGUUUGUGGAAAAGCCUGGAGACCAAGAACACUUGCCAAGACGUAAGCGAAAUGUUUUUCUGUCCAGUGGAGUACGCCUUUGCCAUCAAGAAACAGUGCAGCAAGCCAUCACUAACCACCUGAAAUACUACCAGCUCAGAGUGUGUCAGGAAGUUGUGUGGGAGGCCUUUAAAAUCUUCUUGGAGCGCCUCCCCCGUCAGCAAGAGUACCAGAGCUGGAUGAGCCAAUGCCAGACAGAGAGAGUCUCCAUACGGGAGAUUGGCACUUACUUUAGCCAAUCAGAGGAACACUUAGCACUUGUCCACAGAAGACUUGCACAGACGGGACUGAAAAGUAAGACACCUACAUACUCAGUAUGCAGACCAGAGGAUUCUUCCCAAGAGCAAGACAAUGUGCCACCAGGUGAUGAGCUUCCAGCAGAGACUACUGUGUUGGUGACCACAACGGUUCCAGAUGAGGUCAUCUCUGAGAGUGUGAAGGAAGUUACUGCAGAAGCACCAUACGUUGUCAUGACAAUGGAGCUGGAUACUGAGAUCACUAAUGAGAUUGAGCAGGAGGCAGCUGCUUUGCCUACACAUCCUCUGGUUGAACAGAGGGUGGAGCUGGCUUUGUUACUGACUGGAGAACCAUGGAGUGAAGAGCUGUUCAACUCCACCAGCAGUGAGCAUCGCAGACUCACUCAGCAGAUCACAGAGAAGAUAUCCGCUGCUUUGGAGAAACUGACAGAAUUUAAGGGUGUGUCAGUAUUGAACAUCAGGCCACAGGUGGAUCCCUCAAGACCAACAGUGAAGUAA